CUUCUCUUGCUUUCUGUGCAGAUCCUUCCAGAGAAAGUGCAGGAACAGAUUGCAUUAUCAGAGAUGCCAUGCCAGACUCAGGGAGAGCUGAGAGCCCGAGAGCAGGAAGAGCAGCUCAGGCAGCAGGUGGAAGAGCCACAGGAGAAUGGCCAGAGCAUCAAGGCAGAGCACAGGCAGAGCUGCCCGAAGCUCAGAGUCCCAUCACGGAAGUGAAGAAGAGGAAUCAGGAAGACAUGAUAAGAAUUCAAGAGGAGAUGAAUCUCCAUCAGCAGAGGGGCGAUCAACAAAACCAGGUGCAAGUGUUGACAUCUCACCGGGCAGCCGGCAAAGACUUCUGGCAAAUGAGUGGCAAUGAAGAGCCCCGAGGCUGGUGUGAGGCACAGGAACUGUCCCCACCAAAGGUGCUACAGGUUGAGCAUGACCUGAAGAUGGUGCAGGAAAAGAGGACACAGUGGGGGGAGAUCUACAAGGGCUUUGUCACCAAACCUGCUGCAGCAGCAACAUUGCCUAAAGGAGCCUUUGCUCUCCAACCUGAGAAGCGGAGCCGGGGCGGUUUGCUCAUCUCCAGUGCUGACCCAGCUGCUGCUCAGCACCGGGAGAUCAAGGAUGACUCCCUGGAGCUACGGAGGAAAAUAGUGAAUAUGGAAAAUCCCGUGAUGAAAUACACGGAACUGGAAUAUAUUGGCAGAGGGACUUUUGGAGAUGUUUGCAGAGCGCUUGACAAUGCCACAGGAGAACAGGUGGCCAUAAAGAAAAUAAAUCUCCAAGAACUGAGGAAGAAGGAACUAAAAGUCAAUGAACUCAUGGUCAUGAAGACAAAUGAGAAUCCCAACCUGGUCAACUAUUUAGACAGCUACCUUUUGGAUGAGCACCUCUGGCUGGUCAUGGAGUACAUGGACAGAGGCACUCUGAGCGAUGUCAUCAGCGAGACUCACAUGUCUGAAAGAGAGAUGGCAGCCAUCAGUCGGGAGUGCCUGCAAGGCCUGGAAUUUCUUCACUCGAACCUUGUGAUCCACCGAGAUGUGAAGAGCAGCAACAUCCUUCUCAGAACCGACGGCUCUGUCAAGCUGGCUGACUCUGGCCUCUUUGCUCAGCUCACCCCUGAGCAGAGUCAACGGAGCUCAGUGGCCAGCACUUCUGGGUGGAUGGUGCCUGAAGUGGUGACAGGUCAACCAUGUGGCCCCAAAGUGGACAUAUGGUCUGUUGGAAUCGUGGGCAUCAAAAUGGUGGAACGAGAAGUUCCUUACCAGAAUGAAACUCCUGUUUUGGCUCAACUCCUGAUAGCCAUACGAGGGACACCAAAGCUGCAGCAGCCCAACCGAUUCUCGCCUUGCCUGUGUGACUUCCUGAGCUGCUGCCUGCAGACAGACGAGGCGCGGCGCUGGUCUGCCAAGGAGCUCCUGCAGCAUCCAUUUGUAACAUCAGCCAAGCCAGCGUCCACCCUGGUUACACUCAUCAACUCGGUGAAGAAGGAGAAGAAGAAGAAGACAAGAAUGUAACAAUCAAGAUAUUAUCUCCAUAACCAAGUUAGAGUAGGGUUGUAGAGUAGGACUCCAGAGUAGGAUUGUUGAGUAGUUUUGUAGUAUAGGUUUAUAGAGUAGGAUUGGAAUUAAAUAAAGUUUCUGAAGCAUCAA
This is a messenger RNA of Vidua chalybeata, 1634 nucleotides long. Its product is annotated as serine/threonine-protein kinase PAK 3-like. The record is from RefSeq and is a predicted model, not a curated record. The coding region runs from base 69 to 1499 and encodes 476 amino acids. Gene Ontology annotation, biological process: regulation of MAPK cascade; regulation of axonogenesis; intracellular signal transduction. The transcript has 12 exons. Gene Ontology annotation, molecular function: protein serine/threonine kinase activity; ATP binding. Gene Ontology annotation, cellular component: cytoplasm. Lineage: Eukaryota; Metazoa; Chordata; Aves; Passeriformes; Viduidae.